This is a messenger RNA of Helobdella robusta, 2064 nucleotides long. RefSeq lists its product as hypothetical. The transcript has 14 exons. The record is from RefSeq and is a predicted model, not a curated record. Gene Ontology annotation, molecular function: calcium ion binding; calcium channel activity. Gene Ontology annotation, cellular component: membrane. The coding region runs from base 1 to 2064 and encodes 687 amino acids. Gene Ontology annotation, biological process: detection of mechanical stimulus. Lineage: Eukaryota; Metazoa; Annelida; Clitellata; Rhynchobdellida; Glossiphoniidae.
AUGACCUCCCGCCAUAAAAGCGCAGCAAAGACGUCGGAAUGGAAAGAAGGGAGAAGCAACGCAGGUUACGACGAUGAGGAUAUGAUGCCCACAGGUAUGGACACUGAUGUUUACAGCUCAAAGAAGGAUUACAAGAACGACCCUUCAAAUGGAAAUAUGCGUCUUUCUGACCAAAAAGCUCAAAAUAGUGACGGAUGUUUGCACGCAAUAAAGAGAGGCUUCAGAUCUAUUUGGGCUACUAAGCAGACGGAAGAAACUGCCCACAACCAGGAUUUGAGAAUCAAAACUACUCUGCGUGAACUUGUCAUUUAUUGCGUCUUUCUGGCAAUACUUUGCAUAAUAACAUUUGGGAUGACCAGCUCCACGAUGUAUUAUUACACAAAUGUGAUGAACUCUUUGUUCAUUCAAACUCCUGGCGACCCAAGCAAUCUCGGUUCCAACUUCCUCGGCAUUAACCUACCUGGAGAUCUUUUUGAUGUUUGUAUUUAUGCAGAAAAAGUUCUGCUGCCCGGCUUAUAUCGGGAUUGGGAAACCUGGUACAACAACAACACCAUGGACCCCGACAUAUAUGGUUACAUUUAUUACGAAAAUAAAUUGCAAGGAGUUCCAAGAUUGCGCCAGGUGAGAGUGAGGAAUGAUUCAUGUCGUGCGCCCGAUAAUAUGAAAAACCAGAUCAAAGAUUGCUAUGCGGCGUAUUCCUCAUCGGCCGAAGACACUCGUCCAUACGGUCUAGGAAUUGGAACUGCUUGGACUCACAGCAAUUUGGGCUCAAACGUCAGAGCACAAAUUAAUUCCUACGGUGGUGGCGGCUACUACGCCGACUUGAACACAACUGGCGACCUGUCCGAACAAGUUAUUGAUAAUUUAAAAACAAAUUUGUGGGUCGAUCGUGGAACCAGAGCUGUUUUCAUUGAUUUUACCAUAUACAAUGCCAAUAUAAAUCUCUUUUGUGUCAUUAAGUUGAUAGCUGAAUUUCCUCCAACUGGCGGCAUUAUUCCAUCUUACGAUUUUAGAACUGUGAAACUAAUUCGCUACAAUACGGCUUUUGAUUUUUUUGUUUUUGCCUGUGAAAUAAUAUUCUGUAUUUUCAUUUUAUAUUACAUUGGAGAAGAGUUCUUGGAGAUUAAAAAAUAUAAAUGGUCCUACUUGAAAGAAUUCUGGAACGUUCUCGAUAUUGUUGUAAUCUGUAUAUCUCUAUGUUGUAUAGCUUUCAACAUUUAUCGUUUUCUGGAGGUGAAGAAGUUGUUGGACUACAUGCUCUUGAAUCCAAACGUCUACAUCGAUUUUGACUACAUUAGUUACUGGCAGUCUGUCUUCAAUUCGGCACUGGCAAUCAUGGUGUUCUUUGCCUGGAUUAAAAUAUUCAAAUACAUCAGCUUCAACAAAACGAUGACUCAACUUUCCAGCACACUGGGAGCCUGUGCAAAAGAUUUGGGAGGAUUUUCAAUAAUGUUUUUUAUAGUGUUCCUCGCUUUUGCCCAGUUGGGCUACUUGCUGUUUGGAGCUGAGGUUUCAGACUUUAAUGCAUACGAAACGGCGAUAUUUACAUUGUUUCGCAUCAUCUUGGGAGAUUUCAAUUUUCAAGCACUUCAACAAGCAAACAGCAUUCUUGGUCCAACUUAUUUCAUUCUUUACGUCUUCUUUGUAUUCUUUGUACUGCUCAACAUGUUUUUGGCCAUUAUCAAUGACACUUAUUCCGAAGUGAAAGCUGAACUGGCCGAUCAGCCAAAUGAUAUUGAUGUCGCUGGAUAUUUCAAACAGAGAGCUAAUAAUGUUUUGACGAAACUCCAUUUGAGAAAAAACAAGAUAAUAGAAAUUCAAAGAGCUAUCACAACCGCAGAUGCCAAUGGAGACAGAAUGAUAGAUUUUGAUGAGUGGAGACAUGAUUUGAAAAUGCGCGGAUAUGCUGAAGCCGAAAUUGAAGCAGUUUUUGCUAAAUAUGAUAUAAAUGGGGAUCGCUUGCUUGAUGAAAGUGAAUUGUAUAAAAUGCAAGCCGAUUUGGAAGGACAGAAGGGUGUACAAGCCGUUAAAGUGGCCUUAGGAGAUAAAUCUCAAAGUUGUUAA